Nasonia vitripennis (jewel wasp) is the source of this 2282-nucleotide messenger RNA. RefSeq names its product acyl-CoA desaturase. The record is from RefSeq and is a predicted model, not a curated record. Gene Ontology annotation, cellular component: endoplasmic reticulum membrane. Gene Ontology annotation, molecular function: iron ion binding; stearoyl-CoA 9-desaturase activity. Gene Ontology annotation, biological process: unsaturated fatty acid biosynthetic process. The transcript is spliced from 6 exons. Lineage: Eukaryota; Metazoa; Arthropoda; Insecta; Hymenoptera; Pteromalidae. The coding region runs from base 615 to 1646 and encodes 343 amino acids.
AAGUUAGCUUAUGGCACAAAGAGCCAGUGUUAUCCGCUGACGAAAGUCGCGAGGCCCGUCGAAUUCGUCGUAAUAAUCUCGCGACGCAUUACUCGUGACAUAAAUGCCCAGACAAUAGAUAGCGUUAAUAUAUAGAUCAUGACACAACGCGGAAAGAAAAAAUCUGCUGAACGAUGACACAUGUUGUAUAUUAUUUUACGUAAUACAUACGAGAUUGCUAAAAUAAAGCCCGCCUGGAUCGCGUUAAACAUGUAAAUAGAGAGGAAUUUUAUCGCUUUUUCUUAUCACCGAAACGUAAUAUUGACACAAGAGUAUAUGUAUGUGAUUGUUGAAUUCUCACAACAACAGCUCCUUAUCCGAAAAAUCGUCGCGAGAUUCUACGAAAUAUUCCCUCGCCGUCGUCGUCGUCAUCGUCGCAUAUCGUGUCGAAAUAUCAAGUCAAAGCCCCUUGAAAAGCAAAACAGUUGCAGUUUCGAGGUGCGCGCGAGCGCGCGAGUCAUCAGUAUAGUCUGUGUGCCCUCACUCAAUGGCCCAUAGUCGACAGAAGUCGACGUAGGAGUGAAGAGAGAAGUGUGAGUGUCGGGAAACGACAGGUCGUAUAACGAAUCAUCGCAAUGGCUGUACAAGUUGUCACGCUGGAACAGCGCGAGGAGAAGGUUAAAAAGGAUGAGCCAGGCAGCGAAAUGUACGACGGCGACGGUGUGCUUUUACAGAAACUUGGUACCGAUCCGAACUACCGGCACCAAUUCGUGCCAGGUAUUGUACUCAUCUUUGUGAUUCUUCAUAUCGCUGCUGUCUACGGCUUCUAUCUCGCUUUCAGAUCGUCGAUUCUCACGCCAAUAUGGGCAUAUUUGGUGGCGUUGGCGAGUUCGCAGGGAAUAAUGCUGGGAGCCCACCGAGGAUUCUCCCAUAAUUCCUUCAAGAUGACGGCUGCGGUUCAGAUAAUGUUCGUGAUUCUCCAAACGAUAUCUGGACAGAAUCACAUUUACUGGUGGGUAAGAGAUCACCGGCUGCACCACAAGUACUGCGACACCGAUGCCGAUCCUUACAAUGCCAGCAGAGGCUUUUUCUUCUCGCACAUCGGCUGGUUGAUGUCGCGAAAGCAUCCCUUGGUAUCUGAAAAGGGAAAGACCAUCGACAUGUCGGACAUCGAGGCUAACAAGUUCGUCGCUUUCCAACGAAGAUUUUUCGUGCCAAUGUUCGUGGUGUUCUGUGUACUGAUUCCAACGGCUGUACCCGUUUACUGUUGGAACGAGAGUCUUUGGAAUUCAUUUUUCAUUUCGUUCGUGUUACGAUACGUAGCUGUGCUGAACAUGACGUGGUGCAUCAACUCCGUAGCUCAUAUGCAUGGAACACAGGAAUUCGACAGGCGAAUAUCAGCUCGUCAGUCGUAUUUCGGCGAUCUAGUUUCGUUGGGAGAAGGUUGGCACAACUAUCAUCACUCCUUUCCGUGGGACCAUGCGUUCUCUGAAUUCGGAUACAAAGGUGGCGUUUCGACGAAUUUUUUGUACUUCUUGCGCGAUUUGGGAUUGGUUUACGAUCUGAAGAAAGCUUCGAGAAAAGUCGUUUAUGGCCAUAGCCAGAGACAUGGAGACGGAACACUUGGCACCGAAAAGUCCACUUUGAGCAAUCCGAAGUCUCUGUGAAGAAAGUGUGCUUCUUUUGUAAAUACUCCCUGGUAGAAAUGUGAACAGGUUUCCAGCUAGAAACCUGCCAAUUUUUAUUUUUUUCAUUUUUUAUACAUACAUAUAUUUAUGACACGCCGUGAUGUGUCAAAAAUGCAUUUAUACGAUACUCGUGACUUGAUUGUUCAGUUUUACACGCGCCGUGUAAAAAAAAUAUAAGUCACACAUAUCAGCUUCGCUCGGGCGGUAACGUCCCCAUAAGGAUGAAACUACUUUACCGCACUGGUAUCGUAAAACAUAUAUGAGUAUCUUUAAAUAUCGAAAUUUUAAUACAAACUAUAUUUGACAAUUGUUUCAAAUAUUAAGCUAUUAUACAAUUCUGCUUAGUCAUAUAAUGAUGAGUACUUAAUGCUCAUCAAUAUUUUAUUACAAUUUUAACGGGUUUCUAGCUAGUAACCUAACCAAAAACCCGUUAACGUUCUAUCAGGGCUCAUAAUUAUGAUGAUUAAGUUAAAGUUUGAUCGUGAUUUAUGAUUAAGAACUUUUGAUUUCUGUGUGAUAGGCAAUCUUAACAAAAAGACUGCAAUAUUUUUGUAAUUUUGAAGGCUGUUUCUUAUUAAUAUAAAUGAUAAUUAUAUAUAUCCUCUCGGAAAUAAA